AUGUUGGAGGAAAUGCAAAAUCGAAAAAUACUAUCGGAACUCAUUGAUUUGCUGGUGAAGGAGGACUACUCAUGGGCAAAAUAUGAAGAACCAACCGAUAACAUCAAGACAUUUACUCUGGUGUAUUCAGAGGUGGAAAAAGGUGCUGAUAAUUGUGUUCGCAAAGAAAAUGGAAUAUCAACGUGCACCGGAAUAUCACAAACUGUUAAAUCUACUUAUAAAUAUACCCCAUUGCUUAUAGCAACAUGCACCGGAAUAUCACAAAUUGUGAAAAUGAUGUUGAAGGUUCACCCUCAAUCCGUGGAUGUGCACGAUAUUGACAACGAACAAAACAUUCUGCACAUGGCCAUUAAGCAUCGUCGGCUAGCCAUCUUUAACAUUUUAGCAAAGAGAAAAUUGACAACGUCAAGAUUGGCUAACAGGAUUGAUAGGUAUGGGAACACCAUAUUGCACCACGCUGCAGAUACAGGUUUUUACUCUGUAGACGCUCAAUGGGUAAGUGGUCCUGCAUUUCAAUUGCAAGAAGAAUUGCGUUGGAUGGCGCGUGUGGAAAAGAUAAUGCCACCUCAUUACUUCAUGCACCGGAACAAUCAGGGAGUGACAGCGAAGGAGCUCUUCGAAAGUAAGCAUUCAAGUCUUCUUACGUUGGCAAAAGGAUGGAUAAAAGAGACAGCUCAGUCGUGCUCGACCGUGGCCGCUUUGGUGGCCACCGUGGCCUAUGCAGCCGCCUUUACGGUUCCCGGGGGGAAUGAUAACAGAGGGGUUCCUGUUCUCCGUCAUUCUCCUUUCUUCAUCACAUUCGCCAUUUCGGACACUAUCUCGCUCAUCUGCUCAUUGACUUCUUUGGGCACGUUUCUCUCUAUCCUGACUUCCCCGUUUGAGUACGAAAACUUCCACCAUUCUCUUCCCUUCAGGCUGCAUUUAGGAUUCGCCCUUCUAUUCUUCUCGCUGGUAGCCACCAUGCUGACCUUCACUGCUACUAUUGUGCUCUUGAUUCAUCAUCAAAAGACUUGGACAACGUCCCUCAUUUAUGUGGUUGCCUUUCUUCCUGUCUCUGUGUUUGGGCUCACGCAAUUUCCUUUGUAUGACGGAUUUUCCCAAGGUUUUAAAUACAUUUCAAAGACAAUUAAGAAGAUUAAAAGGUCAGGAUAA
Molecule: messenger RNA, 1152 nt
Organism: Prunus armeniaca (apricot)
Lineage: Eukaryota; Viridiplantae; Streptophyta; Magnoliopsida; Rosales; Rosaceae
Source: the annotation of a GenBank genome assembly